CAAUUCCUGCACAGAAGCAAUUCAUUCCUACUGCCCGAGGAACCUUGAAUCACACUGACAGCUUCAGGAGAGUGCCUAGGGAUGGUUGGAGUCCAACAAUAAACAACAUAAGAGAAGGAAAACCAAGCAAUCAAUUAAGGGAUUGUUCUCUUAUAAAUCAUCUCUACAAGGCUGGCAUCCCUGUGGACACUGAACAGAGCAUUUACACGAGCAAACGGACUGCAAUCUGCUUCGUGGUUUGAGUGUUUCAUCACAAAUAUUGUCAGCUGAAGAACCCUUAUUACGAUUGGUUGGAUCUAUUAUCCCUCCCACUCUGCCUUUCCAUCCCCGCUGCUUCCAAACAGACGAAGGUUUCUUGAUGGUGCUGUGGAAGUCAAAAGCAAGAGUUUCCUUCUGUCUGCUGUGAAAGGUUUUGUUUCCACUCAAAAGGGGCAGUGCAGACCAGCCAAAGCUGAGCUCUUAGGAUAAAGCCAAAACAACUGUGUGAUGAACUGAAGCUCUAAGUGCACUAAGCAGCUGGAAGACUGGUAAAAUUAUACACAUACAAACAUAAAUAAAGAUAUGGAUGAGAAGGAGAACAGCACAGGCAGUGUGGGGAGCCUGCAGCCUUCCAGUAUCCACGUUUUUGCCAACACUUCAUCCCUUCAUGGAAUCAGGCAUAUAUUUGUUUAUGGACCAAUGACCAUGCGUCGAUUCAUGUGGACUGUGGUAUUUCUUGGCUCUCUGGGCCUACUUGUGGUGGAGUGCGCAGAGCGGGUGGCAUUUUACUUUUCAUACCCGCACGUUGCCAAGCUGGAAGAGGUAGCCGCAAACAACCUGGUCUUUCCCGCUGUUACUAUCUGCAACUUGAAUGAGUUUCGCUUUUCAAAGCUGACGGUAAAUGAUCUCUACCAUGCUGGUGAACUCCUGGGACUGCUCAAUGUGCACCUAGAGAUCCAGAGCCCCCACAUGGCUGACCCCACUGUGCUGAAAGCUCUUAAGGAGAAGGCUGAUUUCACACAUUACAAACCGAGGGUGUUCAACAUGCGAGAGUUUUAUGACCGAGUUGGCCACAGCCUCAAGGAUAUGAUGCUGUACUGUAAGUUCCGGGGAGUUCGAUGUACUCAUAAAGACUUCAAAACUGUUUUUACCAGAUAUGGGAAGUGCUACAUGUUUAACUCAGGAAGUGAUGACAAGCCUCUACUGACCACCGUGCAAGGGGGCACUGGCAAUGGCCUUGAGAUCAUGUUGGACAUUCAGCAGGAUGACUAUUUGCCAGUUUGGGGUGAAGCUGAAGACACCACAUUUGAAGCUGGGAUACGUGUACAGCUGCACACUCAGUCUGAGCCACCAUUUGUACAUGAGCUGGGAUUUGGAGUCGCGCCAGGAUUCCAAACAUUUGUUUCCACUCAAGAACAACGGCUGAUAUACCUGCCACCACCUUGGGGAGAUUGUCAGUCUUCAGCUGUCAACACAGACUUUUUCCCAAGCUAUAGCAUCACAGCUUGUAGGAUUGACUGUGAAACAAGAUACCUGGUGGAGAACUGCAACUGUCGGAUGGUGCAUAUGCCAGGUGAUGCACACUAUUGCACCCCUGAACAAUACAAGGAAUGUGCGGAGCCAACAUUAGCCUUCCUGGCAAAGAUGAAUAAUAAUUGUCUCUGCAAGACACCGUGUUAUCUAACGCGAUACAACAAGGAGCUGUCCAUGGUAAAGAUUCCAAGCAGGACUUCGGCAAAGUAUCUUGAAAAGAAAUUUAACAAAACUGAAAAAUACAUUUCGGAGAAUAUUUUAGUACUGGACGUAUUCUUUGAAGCAUUGAACUAUGAAACUAUUGAACAGAAGAAAGCAUAUGAAGUGGCAGGCUUACUUGGUGACAUCGGAGGCCAGAUGGGACUGUUUAUUGGUGCUAGCAUUUUAACAAUCUUAGAACUCUUUGAUUACUUGUAUGAGGUCAUGAAGGAUAAGUUAAUGGACCUGACUAGCUUCAAGAAAGGAGAGGAAGAAGGAAGUCACGAUGAUAAUGUGGUAACACUUUCUGUUAACCUGGAUGAGCCACUGAAACAGGACUCAAGCUCUUCCCAGCUGAACUAAUUGUGCCACGAGUCUGCCAAACAUCUUUAUAGGAAAACCGUGUUGUUAUUAUACACCUAACAGAUUUUGUUGAAUGCAUAGUUUAUGCUUUAUUGCAAGAUAAAGACUUGUAAGAUAUCCCUUGUGAAGUACAAUAUACUGUGAAGCUUUCCAGGCAAGACGAGGCGUCCUUUCAGAUUUGGAAAGCGCAGAAAGAAUUUCCUUCUUGUCUGGAGGGCAUUGUGCCUGGUCUGCAAUCUUGACAUUUAAUCAGGGCAUGAGCCAAUCAUUGCCUCAUGUGCUCCAAAAAUUGAAGUUACUAAUUAAGUAAUCUGUAUGGGUAUUUUUUCAACAAAAAGAAACUGAAUAGAUGUGUUUGUGAUGGAAAUGUUUGCUGAGAACAUCACUUCUUCAUUUCUUUUCCUUCCAUGUGACAUUGUGUCACUUUGUUUUGCUUCAUUUAUGGUGCACUCACUGUAGCAAAUCCUUGACAAAGUAAGACGGUAGCUAGCAGCAGCAGAAUGUAGACCAGCAUCGUUCACACAGUAGGAUACCCUGUCCAGCAUUCACCAUACGUGCAGAUCAUUUUCUUAUUCCCAUUGUCACUGUUUAGGUUUUGUAGUACAAUCCACCAGAGAUAAGCAUAAAAGCUGAGUCCACUGCGUUAUGACUUGUACUUCAUUGCAAUCAGCCCAUUCCCUGAUGUUUAUGAUGUGCUGUUUUGAUAUUGAGAAAUAUCGAUUUUCACAAAGUUCACUAAUAUAGUGAAGGAACUUCUUGUCCAGCACUGCCUCCCCCAGACCCAUCCUGUGCUCAAUGAAUUUAUGACACAGAAAUGAACUUGUAAUGUGGAUAAGAGUGUUCCCAAUCAGCAACAUUGCUUUGGUUUCAAGUACAGUGCAAACUCAUGACAAGAGAGUGCUUUGCAUCUAAGUACCAAGCCAUUUUCCGAUCAUCACAAAUCCCAAUCAUGGUGUGAAAGGUUUUAUCAAGUUUUGGCACACUAUGUGGUGAGAUGUACUAGAUGGAGAACAUGUAACACCUUUAAUAAGAUCUGAGAACUUGUUUUUCCCAAAAAGACCUUUCAACAACACAUAAUGUGGCAACAGUGCAAAGUGCUGUGGGCUCCUCACACAGUACAGAACCAGUAGUACUGUGACAGCAGCCAAGAAUAAAGCAGAUGCCUUGUACUGAGUUUAUUGUAUUAUGUUUUCAGUUAUCUAAAAUGUAAUUGAACAGGUCAAGAAAUUUUUAAAAAGUACUGGUUAUAGUUAGAUCAAUACUUCUGAUCUAUAUAAACUUCUAAUUUCAUUUUGUUAAUUUAUUCUCCCCUACAAACCAACAUCUUCUUACAGAGAACCACAAAGAUGAUAUUAGCUGGCACUGAGGUUUGUUCAUUUGAUUUACUUCUUGUGUAUUUAAAAGAAAUGUAGAUGCGUGUCUUAAAUAAAGAGUACAUGAAAUGGAUGCAGUCUAACAAAGAUUUCAGCCCUCCAAGUUGUGUGUCUUUUGCAGCAUUCUAAUAGCAGACUUUUUUUACAUUUAAUGAAAUAUUUCUAAUCUGGAUCAUAGAAAAAUCAUAUGAAGCGAAGAACAUUCUCUUAUUCACAUUAUUGCUGAAACCAACGUGUGCAGUAUUAAUGUCUGAACACUUGACACAACUGUAUUGUAUUACUGUUGUCCACUAUUUUAACUGAAGUGUUCAUCUGUUUAUUGUGAGUGUUCAUACGAUAAUAACACCUGCAGUAAUUUCCUCUCAAAGCUACUCUUUUACUGAGCUUACAAUAUUUUGUAACCACUUUACGUUGGUGUGCAUAUAUUACUAAUGUCUCAUAAUGGUGCUUCAUAGAUAGGUUCAUGUAAUUGUAAAUGUCAGUCAGCUAAUUAAAGGUUUUAAAUGUAGUUUGGUAGAAGGUAUAGCCUGUUUUUGACUCCAAGAGCUUAGGGCUUCACAGCGUCCCAUUUUGAAAGGCACAGUCCCAAUAGAACAGUUCUAAAUUUGACCUCAAAGUACAAAGAAAAAUUGCUGUGGUCACUGCAACAUGUUUAAGAAUCUCUGACCCAGAGGAAAAGACUUUUAAAUGUUAUUACAACCUAUUUCUCUGGUGAAGCUACACAUUUACGUACCACCUUUGAGAUAUGUGAUACUUUCCUGACAAAAUAUAA
Molecule: messenger RNA, 4218 nt
Organism: Chiloscyllium plagiosum (whitespotted bambooshark)
Lineage: Eukaryota; Metazoa; Chordata; Chondrichthyes; Orectolobiformes; Hemiscylliidae
Product: acid-sensing ion channel 2-like
Biological process (GO): sodium ion transmembrane transport
Cellular component (GO): plasma membrane
Molecular function (GO): ligand-gated sodium channel activity
Source: RefSeq, a predicted model, not a curated record